UUAGGGCUACUAAUCUAGAUGCAAUUACAUGUAUCUUCCUAUGGAGGGCGCUCUAUGUGUCAGAAGACUAGAGCGUCCUACUAGCAAACAUUCUCUCUCUCUACCAGCGACAUAUUUCCUGUGAACGUGCACCUGAAAGAGCUCCCAGAUUAGAAGAUAAAUAAUAACGAAAUACUUUUGAAAAGUUAAUACUUUACAUCUAGUUAUAUCCAUAAGAUAUUAGUCUACCUCAAACUCAACUUUGAAUAAGAAAGAAAAGUGAUUCUGUCGAGUUUAUAGCAAAUUGGAACUCCGGUGAGUAAGGCACGUUUUGCUAGUUUCUCACUAGCAUUCUAGGAAAGGAUGUAAUUCAUAAAAACCAAUCGGAGUAUGAGUGAGACGAUGCUCAAUGUUUGUAUGAAACCUUGAUUGGUUUUUUGAACGACCAGAUCAGAUUUGGAUCCCAGAUGGCGAGCCCAGCCCAGUGAGACUGAGAACGAUCGUGGAAGCGGUGUGGCCAACCGUACGAUUUGUCUCAGAGAAACCCAAGAUUUGUUCAUUCGUUCAUCGAACACCAGAUAAGAUUUUCCACACUGUUGACUCAACACAGUAGUCAUAUCCGCACACAUUCAAGGAACUGAACUUUAGGAAUCAAUACACUUUUCAUACAGGAACUGAUAUACACUUUUCAUACAAGAACUGAUAUACACUUUUCAUACAGGAACUGAUAUACACUUUUCAUACAGGAAUUGAACUUUCUUGAAUCAGUACAUACCGGAAUAAGGGGCUUGAAUUCUAUAUUUCCUUUGAUUUUCAUAUUUUAUUUGUUUGAAGAGCUCUUCCUUAUCAUUUCAUUUAUAUUUUGCCCAUUCAAUGCUGUGUAACCACACUGCUGUUUGGAGGCAAUAAAACUGUCAAUUGUUCAACUUAUUAAUUCCUCUUGUGAGUUAGUCCAUUUAAGCAUACCCCUCUCCCGAGCCUAGGUUGAUGUUUAGUGCUUGAAUUACUGGUCCAGGUCUACGAGCGCUACACAAAAAAGUGGCGAGCCAGCCAGGAGGGGUUUUGAGCUCAUUUUUAGUGAAACGUUGAACAUUUUGACGCUUUUAUUGCAUCCUAUUUGUGAAUACUGCUAUUACAUACUUUUUUUUGCAUUUUUUUGUGGUGAUAGCAUAAAGUAUGGAUGUAAUUCGGUCAGAAAAUGUGAAGGUACCUAAUUCACUCUUAGUGAGUGGUUUAACUGGUGGUGAAGAGGAUAAUGAAGUAAUGGAGUACUUAGGAACAGUUGGUUCUGUUCAAAGAAUAAUUAAAGUAACUAGCGAUGAAUCCCAGUUUAAAGACACUGCCAUCGUAGAAUUCACAUCAGGAGAAACCAUUCAGUUUCUUCACGAAGCUUUGCCCUGCAAAAGACCUAGCAGUAACCCAGAUGUUAUCCAUCAAAUUCAGCUUCUCUCUGAGUUAUAUGUAGCUGAUAAAAGUUCUAGCUUAACACAGUCUUACUUAGCUGAGCUACAAGAUGUUGCUAAACUAAGCGGAACAAACUUUGAGAAACUUUUGCUAGAUGAGCUGGCUAAAAUACAGGGAGCUACUAAAAGUAAUCCCACAACCGAACUACCCACAACCCCACCGCCCACUAACAAUACAGCCCAAGCCAACCCACUAGCUCCUGAAACUCAAUCUCCUACUCAAAUAGUCCCUGACCUACCCUACUUACCUGAGCGUGAUUCUCUCCCAGUCACUGUUAGUGCUCCGACAUCAGCCCUACAUAGGCAACGGACUCUCAACUUAACUCCUGAACAGCUUACCACUCCUGAAGUCCAGAAAGUAGUGGUUGAGCAUGUCAUUAAGAACAGCAACUUGUCCUCCCAAUAUCAUGAUCGUGUCAAACUUAGGCCUUUCUCAGGAAAAAUCCCUUGCCCAGGUUCUGAGUCUGACUAUGACACAUGGCGCAACAAUGUCGAGUUUCUUCUCGCAGAUGUCACUGCGUCUGACAAACACACAGUUCGGAAGAUGGUUGAGAGCCUUCUUCCACCUGCUGCCCACAUUGUGAAGCACCUUGGGCCAAAAGCAUCUCCUCAUGACUACCUUAGCCUUCUCGACUCAGCAUACGACACUGUUGAUGAUGGAGACGAGCUUUUUGCAAGGUUCUUGAGCACUAACCAGAACUCAGGUGAGAAACCCUCCAGCUAUUUGCAGCGAUUGCAGACAGCCUUGAGCAAAGUAGUGAAAAGAGGCGGCAUUGCUGCUAGUGAGUUAGAGCGCCAGCUACUUAAGCAGUUCUGUAGAGGGUGCUGGAACAAUGCCUUAAUUACUAGUCUUCAGCUUGAACAGAAAAAACUGAAUCCACCCUCAUUCUCUGAGCUUCUUCUUUUGCUGCGUACUGAAGAGGACCGGCAAGCUGCUAAGUCCAGCCGGAUGAAACAACACUUGGGCUUCCCUAAAGCCAGAGCUCAAGCAAACGUCCACACAGUUCAGGAUUAUGACACAGACACAGACACAGCAACCUUUGCAGAUAGUGCAUCUUCCACUGAGAUGCAUAAACUUGAAAAGCAAAUUGCAAAGUUACAAACUCAAAUGGCUUCACUGAAAGCAUCCAUGAAUAGCUCACGCCAGGCUACUGAUAAGCAAAAUAAGAAACUAAAGACCAAAACCAAAGUCUCCACUCAGGAAAACUUCUCAGUAGAGACAAUACUCACAAAGAGACCCCGCCCGGGGUAUUGCUUCAAGUGCGGUGAGGACGGUCACAUCGUACCAUCCUGCAGCAAUGAGCCGAAUCCUGAAUUAGUGGAAAAGAAACGUAGAGAGUUGAAACAAAAGCAACAGGCUUGGGACGAGCAAAAUGAGCAGCAUUUAAACUGA
Molecule: messenger RNA, 2835 nt
Organism: Alosa sapidissima (American shad)
Lineage: Eukaryota; Metazoa; Chordata; Actinopteri; Clupeiformes; Clupeidae
Product: zinc finger CCHC domain-containing protein 18-like
Exons: 3
Coding region: 1156-2835 (559 amino acids)
Molecular function (GO): nucleic acid binding; zinc ion binding
Source: RefSeq, a predicted model, not a curated record